UUUAAAUAGGGCUUAAUGCAGCGCUUCUGGCCGUGGAGGAAGACUCUCGGCUCCGAGGAUGGGGGACGCAGCGGAACAAAGUGGAGGCGGAACGGGAGCAGCGCAGGCUGUCGGGGAGUGCAAGGCUGCGUGGCGCUGUCCGGAGCCCAAUUGUGUUGCACCGGGGAGAGCAUGGAGCUGCCGGCCGGCUCGGCCGAGGGGAGCUGCGGCCUGUCGGGGAGCACCUCCGCCCGCACGCAGGAGCCGGGGGACGAGGGCGGCUGGGCCGAGGGGGCCGGCGGAAACUGGAUGGCGACUCACCCCACGCUCACAGAAAUGAUGUCUCUCGAUAUAUCUGACAGUUCUCAAAUCUAUGCUGCAUUUGUGGUUUACUUGGACCUCUUAGAAGGGAGAAACUGGCAUGAAGUGAGUUAUGUUGGAGUAGCAGAACUGCAGCUCGUAUGUUUACAUGCACGUGAAAAAGAACAGGACAGUCUCCAAGUGAUGGUGCCGAUACCUGUGCAUGUAUUAUUGAGCCAUGAGAGGAUGAGAGAGAUCAUGAAGAAAGCAUCACUCCCACAGGAUGAUCCUGACACCCCGCUGUCAGUUACUUUGGCCAUAGUUGAAUCAGAUUCCACAGCAGUCUAUUAUAAAAUGACUGAUGGCUUUGUACUACCAGAUCCUCCUGACUAUACUGAAGAUACGGACAAUAAACAGUGCAGAAAGAAAAGAAAGCUUUUGAAGUGAUUAAGACAAACACUUUUCUUGAGCUACUGUCCUCAAACAUAAACAAAUCCAGGAACUUAUGUAUGUAAAUAAGUUGUGCGCUAAAGUCUGCCUUCUGCAUAUCAAGCAUCUUUUCAGGGAGAACAGAGGCUUGUGCAGCUGAACUGUAAUGAAAUGCCAUUUAAAGUAUGAAAUGAGUCAUGCUUUGUGACUAAUAAAUAUACUUGUGAGAUGUUUCCAAA
This is a messenger RNA of Pezoporus occidentalis (night parrot), 947 nucleotides long. RefSeq names its product tRNA splicing endonuclease subunit 15 (gene TSEN15). Bases 16 to 726 code for a protein of 236 amino acids. Gene Ontology annotation, molecular function: nucleic acid binding. Gene Ontology annotation, biological process: tRNA splicing, via endonucleolytic cleavage and ligation. The transcript is spliced from 4 exons. The record is from RefSeq and is a predicted model, not a curated record. Lineage: Eukaryota; Metazoa; Chordata; Aves; Psittaciformes; Psittacidae.